Messenger RNA from Pyrus x bretschneideri (Chinese white pear), 1659 nucleotides. RefSeq names its product alpha-galactosidase-like. Gene Ontology annotation, biological process: carbohydrate metabolic process. The transcript has 11 exons. The coding region runs from base 146 to 1468 and encodes 440 amino acids. Gene Ontology annotation, molecular function: hydrolase activity, hydrolyzing O-glycosyl compounds. NCBI's taxonomy places the organism in Eukaryota, Viridiplantae, Streptophyta, Magnoliopsida, Rosales, Rosaceae. The record is from RefSeq and is a predicted model, not a curated record.
AUCUAGUAGGUUGUGUCGGUACUGGCACCCCCCCAACCCCAUUUUCUCAAUAAAACUUCCGCCACACUCAAAAUUCCCUCCUCACUCCUACUCUUCCCAAACUCAUUUCUUGAUCCUCUUCAGAGCUCUUGGAUCAGACACCACAAUGGAUUGGAAAGGCAGGAGCGCACUCUUUGUUCAGCUCAUUGUUGUCACAUGUAUUUUCAACGUGAUUGAUGCUCUGAACUUCAAGAACAAUACCCAUCAAGCAGAAUACGGUCAGUUCCUCAUUGCCAAUGGCGUUGCUCGUACACCUCCAAUGGGUUGGAACAGUUGGAAUCACUUCCACUGCAAUAUAAGUGAAGCCACAGUGAAGACCAUUGCGGAUGCUCUUGUUUCGACUGGCUUGGCAGCACUUGGAUACAACUAUGUCAAUCUAGAUGAUUGUUGGGCUGAAAGAAACAGAGACAGUAGUGGUAACCUAAUAGCAAAAUCGUCAACUUUUCCUUCUGGAAUCAAGGCCCUUGCUGAUUAUGUUCACGCAAAGGGUUUACAACUCGGCAUAUACUCUGAUGCUGGUUAUUAUACUUGCAGCAACACAAUGCCAGGCUCACUUGGGCACGAAGAGCAAGACGCAAGAACCUUUGCUGAAUGGGGUGUCGAUUAUUUGAAGUACGAUAACUGCAACCAUGAUGGUUCUAAACCUCAAAUCAGAUAUCCUAUAAUGAGUUCUGCAUUGCUAAAGACUGGAAGGCCAAUCCUGUACUCCAUAUGCGAAUGGGGACAAGAGGAUCCUGCGAAAUGGGCUGGUCAGUAUGGGAAUGCUUGGAGAACUACGGGAGACAUUCAGGACACUUGGGAAAGUAUCACGUCGAUUGCAGACCAAAACAACAUUUGGGCUACAUAUGCAGGCCCUGGCAAGUGGAAUGAUCCUGACAUGUUGGAAGUGGGAAACGGAGGGAUGAGUGUAGAGGAGUACCAAUCUCAUUUUAGCAUUUGGGCAGUCAUGAAAGCUCCUUUACUUAUCGGAUGUGACAUCCCAUCUGCGAGCAAGGAAACUCUUCAGAUUCUCGGAAACAAAGAGGUUAUUGAUGUUAAUCAGGAUUCACUCGGAGUUCAAGCGAGGAAACUGCGAUCCAGAGAUGACCUAGAAGUAUGUUGCAAUGGCAAAUGCUGCCCUUUUCCUCCACUUCAGCAAUUUAGAUUACUGAUUAAUCAUGCUUGUGCUGCAAGGCAUGUGAUGACUUUCAAUUUGAUGCAGGUGUGGGCAGGACCGUUAUCAGGGAAAAGAGUGGUGGUAGUGUUGUGGAAUAGAGGCGGGUCAUUAGCUCCUAUAACUGUGACAUGGGAGGAAAUUGGACUCUCGCCAGAUACACCUGUUAUUGUUAGAGACUUAUGGACGCACUCAUUUAUUUCGAGGAACAUGCAUACUAGUCUGACUGCAAAUGUUGCUUCUCAUGGUUGUAAUAUGUAUGUCCUGACUCCUUAAUUAGUCCGGAAUACGAAGUAUAAGAUGAAUCAAUCAAUCGCCCAUACCAUAUGGGACUAAUAUCUUCAAAUACUUAAUCAAUUAAAUAAAUAAAUAUCUGUUGAAUUUUAUGGUUUGACUUGAGAUAUAUUUUGUAAAUUGAAUGAGAAAUCAUGGGAUUGCUUGAAUGAAUUUCUACAUAGCUCUUUUUA